Molecule: messenger RNA, 4255 nt
Organism: Conger conger (European conger)
Lineage: Eukaryota; Metazoa; Chordata; Actinopteri; Anguilliformes; Congridae
Gene: golim4a
Product: golgi integral membrane protein 4a
Exons: 16
Coding region: 559-2580 (673 amino acids)
Cellular component (GO): Golgi apparatus; Golgi membrane
Source: RefSeq, a predicted model, not a curated record
AGCUACUCAUAGGUGACACGUAACUCAUACUAAAGGAAUCCUGUAGGCCUCGCGAAAAUAUAUACAGGAACUUCUUGCAAGUCCUUUCCGAAAUCAGCUGCAGUGGAAGUUUAGUCUUGUUUAAGUGCAAUACGUUGUCGUGGUUAUUUGGACAAGGGGGCGAUUGGCAAUUAUAAAUUCUGUAAUCCGAGAUCCCAUUAUCUAAUGAAGACCACUGGUCAAACUUUGGCAAGCGGGCUGAGCGACAACUUAAUAGCCUACCUAGCAGGAUACAUACAGAUGCUGUUGUAAACGAAGGAAGUGUGACAGGACUACACGAUUGUUUACGUUUAUUUGCUCAAACACAAAUUGGGCUAGCCUAUGCUUUAGCAUACGAUUAGCUUGCAUGUAAGAAUUGCAUUACACAUGUAUUUACUCUAUUCGUUCGUUCCGUAAAUUAUUCGGCUGAUGCAUUUGUGAAACUGAUCCAGGAAAGAAAGCCUGGCGUAAAAGUUUGCAGGAGUUUGAAUUGGAAGUCUUAAGCCUGUUCGCACGGCCAGUGUGAAGAAGCAAUUAAAUAUGGGCAACGGAAUUUGUUCCAGAAAACAGAAAAAGAUUUUCCAGUUAUUGUUACUACUGACUAUGACUUUCGGAUUAAUAUAUGGGGCAUUUUUUUCCUACGACAUACACAAACAGCUGAAGAGAACAGAGACGAUGGCAGUCAAGUACCAGCAGCAUCAGGAAUCGCUUUCGGCGCAGCUCCAAGUGGUGUAUGAACACAGGUCGAGACUGGAGAAGUCCCUGCAGAAGGAGAGACUGGAGAAUAAGAAGACCAAAGAAGAUCACCUUGUAUACAAACUGGAAGCACAACAAACACUGAACAAGGAGAAGCAAGAUUCCGGCAACAGAUUGAAUUCAUUGCAUGUGCAGCACCAGAUGCUCAAGAACCAGCACGAGGACCUGAAAAAGCAGCUCUUCAGCCUCCAGGAUCAGCACCAGUCCUUGAAGGAGAAUCAUAUCAAGGUUCUGGAUGAGCACAGACAGAAUCAGGACCAGCUGCAGCAGACCAAUGAACUGGCCAUCUCCAAACUAAAAGAAACAGUAUAUAACCUGCAGGAGGAGAACAGACAGCUCAGGAAGGCCCACCAGGAUGUUCACGUCCAGCUGCAGGAUGUCAGGCAACAGCACAAGGACUUAAAGUCGUCACAUGAGCGACUUGCACUGACGUUACAGGACCACAAGAGUGCGCUGGCGACUGCACAGUUCCAAGUAGAGGAGUAUAAGCAGCUGAAGGAGACUCUGAACAGGAUGCCCAGUCUACGGCACGUGGGUCAAAAUCCAGCCCCGCCCGCACCCGCCCAAGUGGAGCCCCAGCCCCAGGUGGAGGAGGGACAAGGGCACCCCCCGGAAGCGGCUGGGGAGCUGAACCCGCAGCUGGUGGUGCCCCAGCACGCAGCGCAUGCGGAUAUCCAGGUCAUCCAGGGGCCGGGGCCCGAGCAGGGCAGGGCGGUGGGCGGGAGACAGGAAGAGGAGCGGAGGAGGGAGCUGGCGGAGGAGGAGAUGGAGCAGGCGGGGCAGCCCCAGCGCCUGGUGGAGUCAGAGCAGCAGCAGCAGCAGCAGCAGGAGGGCGGACACAACCAGCCUGACGAGAACGCGCUGGACCGCGACAAGGUGCACGAUGCGCUGAGGCCGCAGCUGGACGUGCGCCCGGGGCCCGCUGCGCCGGCGGAGCGGGUGAAGUCCGCGUACGAACAGCAGCAGGAGCAGCAGCGGCUGGCUGCUCAGCUGGCGGAGGAGCGCAGGCAACUGCACAUGCGGCAGGAGGCCCUGCAGAAACAGCGGCUGCAGGCGCAGCGGGACAGGGAACUGCUCCUGCGGGCGCAGCGCGAGAGGGAGAUGCAGCAGCACCGCGAGGCCAACCGCAAGGAGCAGCUCCUCCGAGAGCAGCAGCUCAGACAGAAGUUUCAGUAUGAGAAUAUUGACACAGGCAUCGUUCAAGGUGAGGAAGACUGGAAGAAGGAAGCAGAAAUGAGGAAGCUGAAGGAAGGGGUGGAGAAACCACAGGAAGUGGGCCGUCUAAGACAUCGUGAGGGGAACCUGGUGGAGAAGGACCUGAAUCCUGAGGAUGACCCAAACAAUCAGGGCGAGGACGAGUUUGAGGAGGCUCAGGAGCAUCGCGGGGAGGCGGGGCCGCCCGCCGGCCGUAGGGUCCAGGAGAAGCCGAACCGGCCUGCGGCACGGGAUACGGACGGGAGGGGGCCGAGAGGGCCUCCUGAGGUGGCUGUGAAUCCAGACCAGCAAGAAGAUGCUCUGGAUGAGCAGUACCAAGAAGAGGGCGAGGAGGAGGCUCAGGAUGAAUUGAUGGCAAGCGAGAAGAGAGAGGAACAGGUGUUGGAAGAAGAAGACCAACCAUACAAUGAUGAAAGGGGACAUGCUAAUGUAAAACAGCAUGGCGGCUUAGAAAAACAACAGAGGGAUGACAGUAAAGUGGGAGCAGCCAACGAGGAGGAGGAGAACUAUGAGGAGGAAGAAGAGGAGGAUGUGGUGGAGGAGGAGGAAGGCGCACAUGACAAGCCACCCAAUCGCAGAGCAGAGAUGUGAGGGAGAUCUUCCAGCUCUACCUCUUUCCUCAGGCAUUUCCCAGAAUUCCGCCCACUCUUUAAAAGCAAAGAUAUUUUGUACUGGAAACCCACUUUAAUUCUGCUGGGAGAUAGAUUUAUAUAUUUCCUCUAUCUGGGAUUGGAACUAACCUUCCUCAAGGAAUGGAUUAAGGACACAUCUACAGAAAAGAAGGUUCUGUCUGUCUGAAUGUCCUGCCAAGAGAACACUAUUAUACAUGUCUUAUUGGUUGUGAAUUGUGUUAAACAAGAAAUCUUUGAUGGAGUAGAUUGAACAUUCCAUGUUGAAAAAAGGCCACUACUGUACACAUGUUUUUUUAUCAGAAGGGCUGAUAUAGAAUUUUAUAUGGUAAUUUACCAAGUUUUGUAUAUUUCCUUGCUUGUUUAUACAAUCACAUCUCCCACAGGCCUUGUACAUACAGGAGAAGCAAUUUGAAACUAGGAAAGCCACUGUUCAGCCAGAACAGCCUGGAACAUCUCUGUGCACCUUUAAGGAGAAGGGGCUGUUGCUACUGAACCUGGCUGGGUUCCCAUAGGAUUCAAAUGCACCCUUAGCUUUUCUGUUUGUAAUCACUCAUUUCAAGUGUGCAAACACACACACACACACACACACAUUUUCCAAGUGUAAAAAAUCUAAGCAACCUCCCUUGAUGAGGAAUUCCAUGACUGUGGUAUUUGGUACCAAAAAUAGUCCAGUAAUUCAGGAUUCAAGACACAUCAUGUGCUUGGAUUAAAUUCGAUUCGAGUGCAAUAAGCAUAGAAACCGUGAAGGACAGUUGCUAAAGUGCUGUAUGGCUCAUUAACCUGCUAGAGAUACAAGGAGACAAAUCCAAAUGGUAUUCUCUGCACCAUAUUUUGCCUGUGGUAGGAUGGGAGAAAGCAUUUGUCACAUUGUGCAAUGGGAGAAAAGGUUAUUUGACAGGCUACAUGCAAGCCUUCAGAAAACAAACCGGGGGGGGGAAAACACAAUGGGAAUGGGAAAACCUUGUUUUUUUUUCCUGGGCAACAUUUGGGAAUGUGGUCAGGCUGUGUCUGAGUGUACAGCAUCGUUGUUACUGAGGUCUUCAUGGCUUAAAGCUUUCUCCGGGCUCAACCCACAGCAAGUCCGUCAGGCCCCUGCCCAUGCUGGGCAUCUACUUUUAUUUUAACAGGCGAAACUUGUCAUAGGAGAAAUAUACUGACCUAAAUUUCAUUUAGAAAAAUUACUUUCAUUUUUUUGUUAUUGUGUACAAUAAGACGAUACUAUUGUGUGUCAUAAAGUAUUCUAUAAUUGUUUUGAAAGCAUUUUGUUUUUACGGAGAUAGUUUUUCAUUGUAUGAUUAAUUGUAAAGUGUACAUUCCCUAAAAUAUGCAAGACCUGUUAUUUAUUUUUUAGAAUACAGAGAUUAGAUUAUUUUAAUCUAUUGUCAUUGUAAUCCUAUACCAUUGCUCCGUAUAGUAUAUUUUUGUAUUCCCUUUUAUGGUCCAAGUGAUUUUCAGGUCACAUACACGCAAUCCGAUUCACAUAUAUCAACUGUAAUGUACUGUACAUAGAUAUACAAAUAUAUACAUUUGUACAUAUUUUAUUUGAACAACUGUGGACCUUCUUAAGUGUGUUUUGUACUGAGAAUGCAUAUUGCAUUGAUGAUGGUUGGUGGAAUUAAAAAUGUCACAGGGUA